AUUUAAUGUCAGUGUAAAAGUAAGUGAGCAUGAGAAUUUGUAUGCUCUCGUCUGAUAUUAACUUGUUCAUCUUGUUGGCUGAGAUUAAAAACAAUAUGUAUCAAAGUUGUUGUUGUUAGUUAGAUUUUGGAUAACUUAUGCUUGUUUAUUUGAGUUCCCCCCGAGAUGCAGACUUCUAUCUCGAGCGUGAGCUCUUCCUCAUCGUCGCCGAACUUGGCCGAUCGCGAGGAUGUCGAUAUGGGCACGCGUGACCAUCUCAUACAACCUUACGAAGAAGAAAGACGUGCAUCAUGUAGAUGAGAUAAAGAUGGACUCAACAACAAUAAACUGGUAUGUUGUAGUAAAACUUCAGAAACUGAAACUAGAACUAGUGCGUAACUACGUAUUAACGGUAAAAAUUACUUACGCAGCAGCUACUAGUACUAGGUGACGACUACGUAAAUCCACUGUUGGAUCAUAUGAAAUCUUGGCCUAGUCUGGAGCACCUUUCUAUUUGUUUACCUCGACAGUGUCGAGAUAAGUGUAAGUGAGACUAGUCUCUACGCGACUGGUGAAUAUCCAUUUUGUGCUUGUUCAUCAUGUUUCUGAUUGUUUAACUACCCAUACAACCGACAUUGACAUGGUAGUCUUGGAGCAGGAAUCUUUACCAAACGAAUGAUCCGUUCUUGCAGUUCUAUUUGCUUGAUGUUGAUACUUCCUGUUUCUUCUCAGGUCGUCUUCCUCCUCAUUUAGAUAUGCUGCAACAACCUCUAAAUCCUAGGAACUUCCGCGUCCUCAAGUUCAUCCAUGCCGAUGAGUAUGCUGCACAUCUCCGGUUCUGGUGCUUCAUCUUCUCAUGCGCCCCCUAACUUUGGAGGUGCGCCGCCUAACUUCGGACAUUCUCAUCAAGGUCUUUCAGGAACUGGCACCUGUCUUGGUGGAGCAGCUACGUCGUCUAGCAUGACGACGAUGACGGCGAACAAUAUUUCGACUACAACUACUACGAAUAACAACAUGAAUGCCAAUUAUGGUAACAACACUUGCAGCGUGAAUACAACAACAAAUACAGCGACCUCUAGUGCCACAGGAGGUGGGCUUGCAGCUGCGGGUUCAACAGCAACUACAGGAGGUGCUACGUCUAGUAUGGUCCAACAACCUGGCUCUUUGACAGCGAAAGAAUGGAUGGUUAUGGCGCGCAACAGCCGACUUCUGAACAGUCGCAACAUGCGGAAAUAUAUGCGGCAUAGAAAAAGGGUGUGGCGGAUCCCGGCGGCGCUUGCGG
Messenger RNA from Amoebophrya sp. A25, 1261 nucleotides. Lineage: Eukaryota; Dinophyceae; Syndiniales; Amoebophryaceae. The record is from the annotation of a GenBank genome assembly.